Thamnophis elegans (Western terrestrial garter snake) is the source of this 5250-nucleotide messenger RNA. RefSeq names its product ABL proto-oncogene 2, non-receptor tyrosine kinase (gene ABL2). Gene Ontology annotation, molecular function: ATP binding; protein binding; non-membrane spanning protein tyrosine kinase activity. Gene Ontology annotation, biological process: regulation of apoptotic process; protein phosphorylation. The record is from RefSeq and is a predicted model, not a curated record. NCBI's taxonomy places the organism in Eukaryota, Metazoa, Chordata, Lepidosauria, Squamata, Natricidae. The coding region runs from base 206 to 3778 and encodes 1190 amino acids. The transcript is spliced from 11 exons.
UCGGUGGUUAAGAUGGCGGCUGCGGGGGCUGAGGGGGCGAGUCCGUGACGGCCUGUCCGGAGAACGGCGGCGAGGACGGUGGGGAAAGGGAGGCUGAAGAGCGGCUCUGGGAAGCUCCUAAAGCGGGGUAGCGGGGCGGAAUGUGAGCAGCAGGAGGAGGAGACGGAGGGCUCUGGCGGGGGCCCAGGACGGGAGGAGAGCGGGGAUGGGCCAGCAGGUGGGCCGCGUCGGCGAGCCGGGUGCCGCCGCGCUUCAACAUCAGCCUCAGCCGCCGCCGCCGCCGCCGCAACAGCAGCAGCUCCUGCCUCUCGCCCAGCAGCCACAGUCCCAACCCAGAGGGCUUCGCGGGAGUAAUAGCAGCGGGAGUGGUAGGCCUGCCAGCCGGAGGCGAGAAACGGCCGCGGCGCGAGCUGCCGACAGCGGCUUCAAUAUCUUCACCCAGCACGAGGCUCUCCACCGUCCUUUUGGUUGUGAUGCUGAACCACAGACACUGAAUGAAGCCAUCAGGUGGAGUUCCAAGGAGAAUCUUCUCGGAGCCACUGAGAGUGACCCCAAUCUUUUUGUUGCACUUUAUGAUUUUGUAGCAAGUGGUGACAACACACUCAGCAUCACCAAAGGUGAGAAGCUACGUGUAUUGGGUUACAAUCAGAAUGGUGAAUGGAGUGAAGUACGCUCCAAGAAUGGACAAGGAUGGGUGCCAAGUAACUACAUCACUCCAGUAAACAGCCUGGAGAAGCAUUCCUGGUAUCAUGGACCAGUAUCACGUAGUGCAGCUGAAUAUCUGUUGAGCAGCCUCAUUAAUGGCAGCUUCCUUGUUCGAGAAAGUGAGAGCAGUCCAGGACAGCUGUCAAUCUCGCUCAGGUACGAGGGACGUGUUUACCACUACAGGAUCAAUACCACCACAGAUGGCAAGGUAUAUGUGACAGCUGAAAGUCGCUUUAACACAUUGGCAGAACUAGUUCACCACCACUCAACGGUAGCUGAUGGCCUCGUAACAACUUUGCACUACCCAGCACCCAAGUGCAAUAAGCCCACAGUCUAUGGAGUCUCCCCCAUCCAUGACAAAUGGGAGAUGGAAAGGACGGAUAUCACCAUGAAGCACAAACUCGGCGGAGGACAAUAUGGUGAAGUGUAUGUUGGAGUAUGGAAGAAAUAUAACCUUACAGUUGCAGUAAAAACACUCAAGGAAGAUACUAUGGAGGUAGAAGAGUUCUUGAAAGAAGCUUCUGUCAUGAAGGAAAUCAAGCAUCCAAAUCUAGUACAGUUAUUAGGUGUGUGCACCCUAGAACCCCCCUUUUAUAUCGUAACCGAAUAUAUGCCCUAUGGGAACCUGCUGGACUAUCUACGAGAAUGCAAUCGGGAAGAAGUGACUGCUGUUGUCUUGCUGUAUAUGGCCACCCAGAUAUCUUCUGCCAUGGAAUACCUGGAGAAGAAGAAUUUCAUUCACAGGGAUCUAGCAGCUCGGAAUUGUUUGGUGGGAGAAAAUCACGUGGUGAAAGUAGCUGACUUUGGAUUAAGCAGACUGAUGACAGGAGACACAUAUACAGCUCAUGCUGGAGCAAAAUUUCCUAUCAAAUGGACAGCACCGGAAAGUCUCGCCUACAACACAUUCUCAAUCAAAUCAGAUGUUUGGGCUUUUGGAGUACUGCUGUGGGAGAUUGCCACUUAUGGAAUGUCCCCCUAUCCCGGGAUUGACCUUUCUCAAGUUUAUGAUCUGUUGGAGAAAGGUUACAGGAUGGAACAGCCUGAAGGUUGCCCACCAAAGGUCUAUGAACUCAUGAGAGCAUGUUGGAAAUGGAGUCCCCUAGACAGACCUUCAUUUGCUGAAACGCACCAAGCUUUUGAAACCAUGUUUCAUGAUUCUAGCAUCUCUGAAGAAGUGGCCGAAGAACUUGGAAGGACCGCAUCUUCUUCCUCAAUAGUUCCAUAUUUGCCUCGAUUACCUAUACUUCCUUCCAAGACUAGAACCUUAAAAAAACAAACAGAAAACAAAGAGAAUAUUGAAGGAGCACAGGAGAUCAUCGAGCAUUCUGCAUCCAGUUCUGCUCCAGGUUUUAUCAGAAGCACACAGCAAACCAGCGGAUCCCCAGCACUACCUCGUAAACAGAGAGACAAGUCACCGAGUGGCCUGUUAGAAGACACUAGAGAAACUACCUUUACUAGAGACAGAAAAGGUGGUUUCUUUAGCUCCUUUAUGAAAAAGAAAAAUGCUCCUACACCUCCCAAACGUAGCAGUUCCUUCCGUGAAAUGGAAAAUCAGGCUCAUAAGAAGUACGAAUUAACGGGUAAUUUUUCCGGAGUUGGUCCAUUGCAGCAUAUUGAUGGAUUUUCAUUUACUCCCUCCCAGCAGGAUGGAAAUCUUUGCUUAUCCAAGUGUUAUAUUGGGAGCUUUGCACAACGGAACUUCUAUGGGGAAGAUGGUGGUGGUGGUGGCGGCAGCGGUAGCAGUGGGGGCACAAGCAUUGGUAGUGGUUGGUCAGGCCUCACGGGCUUCUUUACACCUCGCCUGAUUAAAAAGACAUUUGGCUUACGAGCUGGGAGGCCCACUGGAGGCGAUGAAGCCUCAAAACCUUUCCCCCGAUCAAACUCCACAUCUUCCAUGUCUGCAGGUCUUCCUGAGCAGGAGAGAAUGGCAAUGACUCUUCCCCGAAAUUGCCACCGGUCCAAAGUCCAACUGGAAAGGACGGUAUCCACUUCCUCUGAGCCCGAGGAGAACACAGACAAGCCCAAUGAUCUUCUCCCUAAAAGGAGUGAAGAGAUUCAUACGCUGACCAGAAGCCGACCAAAAACUAAACUGCUGCCGAGGGGCGCUACAGCUGUUCCUUUCAGGACUCCUUCUGUGGACACAUCUGUUUCAGAGAAGGACGCUCAAGGGCCCACAGCGACAGCAAGCCUGAAAAGCAAAGAGAAAAACAGUGGGAUACGACAAGGUUCCGUAGAAGGGGAAGACAAACCAGGCUGGCCUUCUCCAGCCAAGGCUGCAGCAAUACUCCCAACCACUCAUAAUCACAAAGUGCCCGUUCUCAUCUCACCUACUCUAAAGCAUACACCAGCUGAGGUGCAGCUCAUCGGCACAGACUCUCAGGGGAAUCGCUUCAAGCUCUUGUCUGAGCAUCAGGGCGCUGCUUCUAGCGACAGGGAUAGACCCAGACGGAUAAAACCAAAGUGUGCUCCACCCCCUCCUCCACCUCCGCCACCGCAAGCAGUCCUGAGGCUCCUUCACCAGCCUCCAGGUACCUCAGAUACGGCGGAAGAGUUGGAUAACGGAGCAUUGGUACAGCCUGGGCAAGAGAGCGAGGGCAGCAAAAAGGUAACAGCGGCACCUACCGGUGGAAAAGCUGGAAGGCCAAUCAUGCCUCCACCCCAAGUGCCUUCACCGUUGUCUUCGUCACCUGCUAAAAUGGCCAACGGCACAGCGGGAGCUAAAGUUGCUCUGAGAAAGACCAAACAGACCGCGGAGAGAAUCUCGGCAGACAAGAUCAGCAAAGAGGCGCUUCUGGAAUGUGCAGAGCUCCUCUCCAGUGCCAUCGCAGAACCUACCACCAAUAGCCAGCUGGUGGAUACUGGGCACCAACUAUUAGAUUACUGUUCAGGUUAUGUGGAUUGCAUCCCGCACACGCGCAACAAAUUUGCUUUCCGGGAAGCCGUGAGCAAACUGGAACUCAGCCUGCAGGAGCUGCAGGUGUCCUCGAUGGCUGCUAAUCUGCCCGGAACAAAUCCUGUACUUAAUAACUUAUUGUCUUGUGUUCAAGAAAUCAGUGAUGUUGUUCAGAGGUAGCUUCUGUCAAACCAUCUGCUUAGGAGGAAGGAAAAAAAAAGUUCACAAAAUUGAGAGGAGAGUCAAGAGUGACUUCUUCUCCUAAUCAUUUUUUCCCCUAUGUUAAUGUUUUGAAAGGAGAAGACUGAUGCUUGAGUAAGUUUUAUGUGAAGUACCUCAGAUCACUGAGCUCACAUGUUUACAGGUUCAUCUCAGUACAUGGGGCAGAUAAGAGGGAAGCAAGGUUUCACAGGGGUCAGGUGACUGCAGCUAAGGCAGGAAAAAUGUUGAGAAUUUGCCUUGGUGAAAAAAUGUUGCAAAAAUAGAGCUUGCGCUCUUGAUCAUUUCUGGGAGGAAGGAGAUUCCACGAAGAUACCUUUGGUUUGAAUAAGGUGCUUUAUUCUCUUGGAUGCUUGCCCAGUUGAUUAGAAUUACUGGACAAGAGAUGAGAUUCUUUUUCUGCACUACUCUUGUGUUUUAAUUUUCUGAGGUCCCAUCAGAAAGGCUUAGAGGUGCCAUUGGACGCCAACUACAUCUUUCCAAGAAAGAGAGGAUAAUUUUGAGGGAAAAGUCUUUUUAUAUGGUUGCUGUAAUCAUAGACACGAAACGAAAGAGCUGGAAGAUGAAAUGCAUCCCCCUUUAUCAUCCCCAUCUCAUAUUAGUCACUUACACCUUCACUCUUUCACAGCAUCUUGAAUGACAAUUUAAGCAGGCUUGCCACUGGAUUUCACACAAUCACACCUUACACUCAAACUGCAAUCAUCACCAUGUGGGUAGCAUAGCAUGGUUAGCUAACCAAUGGCAAUCACUUGAGUUCUUUGGGGGAUAGCAUGCCCAAGAAACUCUUAAUUUAUCUCUGGCGUUGAACCUGGGUACAGUGGUGGCUUUGCUAUACCUUGAGGAGCCCUUUUGAAUUAAAAACACUACAGGAUGCUGCUAGUGUUCUCUACAUUCCUAUUUUAAUUGUGCUUACCUUAAUGUCAUUUCUUUUUGAGAGAACUAGAGACCCGAGGCCUUCCUAUUUUCUAGUAGAACUAUAAAUUUGCUCUUGGAAAUACCAGUUCAGGUGCAUUGCUGAUAUGGAUUCUUUGUUUAGAUUUUUGCUUUAUUUGUAGUUUCAAGACACUGCCUGCACAUGGAUUCAUUAUAAGUGACUAGUCUGUAUAAACAUGUUGCCAUCUCCCUUCAAGUAGUCCUGUUGCAAAAUUCAUUCAUCUUCCAAAGUCAGCUUGCUAUGGGACCACUAAUUUCAAAAAUCCACUGAUGUUAAGGAAAUGAUAUUGGGCUUUUUCUGUGAUUAAUGUGACUUUAAACUAGCAUUUGCACAACACGUUUGCUUCUGAAAGAUAAGAGAAAUCAGGCUAUAUGCUUCCAUGAGGCCGCCUUUUUUUUUUUGUUUAUCCCAGAUCCCCUGAACUCAUUCUGUUUAUUGAAAUUCAGCAACAAACUGUUGAAAAAUGGAGCUGUGGUUUCCCAUUAUUAUUUUUUUGUCA